This is a messenger RNA of Strongylocentrotus purpuratus (purple sea urchin), 1217 nucleotides long. RefSeq names its product phospholipid scramblase 2. The coding region runs from base 159 to 1100 and encodes 313 amino acids. Gene Ontology annotation, biological process: plasma membrane phospholipid scrambling. The record is from RefSeq and is a predicted model, not a curated record. The transcript is spliced from 9 exons. NCBI's taxonomy places the organism in Eukaryota, Metazoa, Echinodermata, Echinoidea, Camarodonta, Strongylocentrotidae. Gene Ontology annotation, cellular component: plasma membrane. Gene Ontology annotation, molecular function: phospholipid scramblase activity.
UAAAGCAUUGCGAAGUCAAAUUGUAUCCACCCACCCUCUCGUACUCGUCGCGUCGUCUCAGCUAUAGACCUCUAGUUCUUCGUUUAUUAUCAUAUAUUUUGGCCUUUUGUGCCCAUGUUGACAUUUUGAAACUUGCCUAAAAUCUUUUAAAUCUCAGUAUGUCUGGAACUAAUUACCAAGCAUUUCACAAUGAGGGAGACUCACAACAGACGGAUGGCUUGAGUGUGCAGGUUGCUGGUACUGUACCCCCUGUCGGCUUCUCUGGUCAACAACAGGCACCUCGUCCGCCCAAUCAUGGCCAGUACCAAACUCCAGUUCCGGUAGGCGGGGCAGCAGGAGUCUACCACCAGCAACCCGGGGUUCCAGUCCAGGGGAAGGCCGAGAUGAUGCCCAUGCCCACAGGGAUACCUGGCUGCCCUCCUGGACUGGAAUACCUUGCCCAUCUGGACCAACUUCUCGUACAUCAACAGAUAGAGCUCGCUGAAAUCUUUCUCAAUGUGGAAUUCGAGAACAAGUACGUCGUAAAGAACAGCCUUGGUCAGCAAGUUUAUUUCGCCAGUGAAGAAUCCGAGUGUUGCGAGCGGGUCUGGUGCGGUCAUCAGAGGGGGUUCUUAUUCCACAUCACAGACAACAUGGGACAGGAGGUGCUGCGGGUUACCCGUCAAUUCAAGUGUUGUGCAGGAUGCAGUUGGUGUGCAGACAACGACCACUGCUCUUUGUUCGUAGCCGUUGAAAGUCCUCCUGGCACUGUGAUUGGUUACGUCAAACAAACGCAGAGCUGGGUGAGCCCACGCUUCGAUGUCCUCACAGCUGACCAGGAGUGCGCGCUGAAGAUCCAAGGUCACUGGUGUCAUUGUCAAACUGUUUGCUGUACUGAGGAUAUCGAAUUCAAGAUAUUCACGAAUGAUCUUCAGACUGAAGUAGGAAAGGUUUCCAAGCAGUGGGGCGGAUGGGUGAGGGAGUCUUUCACCAAGGCAGACAACUUUGGUGUCCAGUUUCCACAAGAUAUGGAUGUGAAAGUGAAGGCGACACUUCUUGCAAGCACUUUCCUGAUAGAUUUCAUGUAUUUCGAACACAGGAAGAAGAACAAGCAGUAUUAAGGACCCAUCGAUAUGAGAUACAGCGCACCCUGGAUAAACGUCAUGAUGUAUCUUGCAGAGCUGCCAACCAUUCCGUUUUUGCCGGAAUUACUCCGUUUUUUCCUCCAAAUUACGGUA